CAGAUCAACCUCUCUACGGUUAGGUCAAUCUAAAAUGGCAGAAGUUGUGGAGCUACAGAAACUGAAGCUAGCUGAGCUGAAGCAGGAGUGUGCUGCCAGGGGCCUCAAUGUUAAGGGGAACAAAGCCGAGCUCAUUGGCAGGCUUCAGCUGUACCUGGAGGAGCACGGCGAGGAGCACGAGGAGGAUGUAAAUGAAGAGGAGGUCUUGGGAGAAGAGACUGAGGAGUUACCCAAAACAGAGGGUGCUAUCGGACAGGAGCCAACCCAAGGACAGGACGGUGAGCCAGAAGGGACAGCUGACAAGAAGGUUGUUAAAAUAAGCCCUCCAAUAUCGUUGGAUGAGAGGUUACAGAAACGUGCAGAAAGGUUCAAUGUGGCGCCCUCUGCUGACAGCAAGAAGGCAAUGCGUGCUGCCAGGUUUGGUUUGCCAGUUGUUGCACCAGUUUCCUCCCAAGGUGAUUCUGCGGACAGUAAAGCCGCAGUCAACGUAGACCUGCUGAAAAAGAGAGCGGAGAGGUUUGGGAUGAAUGUGUCGUCCAUCUCCAAGAAGGUUGAAGAAGAUGAGAAACUGAAGAGGAGGAAGGAGAGGUUUGGGGUCGCAGCCACCACAACUCCGGCAGAAGGGGAGGACAGCGAGGCAAAAAAGCGGAAAAGAGCGGAGCGAUUUGGAAACGUAUGAAAUCGUUGAAAUCGACUUCAAAUGUACACCCCCUUUUUCUUCUUUUUUUUAUUUUUUUAUAAAGUUUUUCAUUGCAAACUAAUUUUCCCCUUAAAUGGCAACACCCUAGGAAAUUGGGGUGUUCGCUUCGGGACAUUUAAUUUAUGCAAUACUUUGUAAAUUAAAAUAUAUCCAAUUUUCCAAAAAAAAAUUUGUGCUGUACUUUUUGGCUAAAAAGUGCUGUGCUGGUUUAUCGCAUCUACAUACUACCCAACGUUCCCGAGCUUCUGAGAUUAGAUUAGCCACACUAAGGGUGGUGCGGCUGUUUGAGGUUUAAGCAGUGUCCCAUAUUCAUGGCCUCCUUUCUGUUCCGCUUAAAAUGUGAAAUAAGUGGCUGCAUUUAUGUGAAAUAUUCUCACAUUAACAGCAUCAUAAGUUACAAAAGAUUGCACAAACAAUACGGAUCUGUUAAUAAUGUUAUUUCUGACGCUUUCAUCCGCAGAGACUUGGUUGAUUAGACUAAGGAGGGGACAAUGCGGAGUCAAGGGCCUUGCUCAAGGGCCCAACAGCUGUGCGGGUCUUAUUGUGGCAACACUGGGGCUUGUACCACCAACCUUCCGGGUCCCAGUCAUGUACCUUAGCCACUAGCUCGUAUGCGGCCCAAUUUUUCAUUUUCAUUACGGACACCACCAGUGUUUGAGAGCCUUAUCUGUCCCCCUGCCAUGAUGGGCCCCUACCCUGAAACUGAGCCAGAUGUUGUUUGUUCCCCAAAACAACAGGAAUACUAAAGGCAAACUGUCCUUGCUUUUACUUCCCAGCUUUCACAACUAAUCAAGGCAGGAGUAAGCUAAUAAUUCCAUAUCCAAGCAAGAUAGGCUGCCAAUUAUAUAUCAUUAAUUCACCCAACAUAUCUGCACAGAACCCCAGAAGGGCACAAACUCUUAUGCACCUGUAUAACAUUCUGUACAGAUAAGUUUUUCAAAAAUAAUUCAAUGAAAGGUCCUAAAUUAACAUACAUUUUAUUAAUUUGGCAGGAUAGUUAAAAACUGAAUCAAAUCAAUAUUUUUUGUGACCACCCUUCGGUGUUAAAACUGCAUCACUUCUCUGAGAUAGCCAACGCUGUCCUGCAAUUCUAUAAGACAAUCAGGAAGGGAGGUUGUUCCAAGCAUGUUGGACAACUUGCCACAGUUCUUCUGCACUUUGGUUGGCUCCUUGCUUCUGAUCUCAUACAGCCUUGAUCAAGUUUUUAUGUAAAAAGUAGUCAAUUGCUUACAAUAAUAUGUAACUUAAAAAAUUAAAUACACAAAUGUCUCUGUAAAAUUAAAUCUUUUGGGAAAUGAA
Conger conger (European conger) is the source of this 1999-nucleotide messenger RNA. Its product is annotated as SAP domain-containing ribonucleoprotein-like. Gene Ontology annotation, biological process: poly(A)+ mRNA export from nucleus. NCBI's taxonomy places the organism in Eukaryota, Metazoa, Chordata, Actinopteri, Anguilliformes, Congridae. The record is from RefSeq and is a predicted model, not a curated record. The coding region runs from base 35 to 679 and encodes 214 amino acids. The transcript has 11 exons. Gene Ontology annotation, cellular component: nucleus.